CGAAUGAAAUACAAAGGAAAAAACAGAUUUUGAGCCAAAACAAACCUAGCAUAUUUUAGCGUCUGCAGCGAUUUGUAAUUGUCAGUAUUCGUUGAGCGUCCAAGCAGUGUAUAACGAAAAUUCAAUAUGAAUAUCCACCGAAAGAAGCUAAACAUGAAUGAACUGAUGAUGAUUUUAAUACCAGUGCUCAGUUUGUUGACAUCCAGUGUUCUGUGCGAUUCCCAAUUGUAUCAACCGCAUGAAGUUGAAGUUGAGCAUAAUUCACACUUACCGGUUCAGCCCGAGCUAGUGCGAGUCUUCCACGGCUGCCACAAAAAGUCCGGUUCAUUCGAUCUCUGCAUGAAGAAUGCAUUCAACGAGCUGCGACUAUACUUCAAAAGUGGUUUUCCAGACAUUCAUGUUGCUCCGUUCGAUCCGCACAAAUCACCACAUGUAGAGCAACGACGAGGAUUGACUUUUGGCAGUGGUAGCGGAUAUCGACUUAUAUUGAGACAUGUAUCGGAAUACGGUUGGACCAAUUCUAAAGUUACCAAAUACAGAACGGACUUUGGGAACAAUCGAAUCAUCUACUCACAAGAUUUCCCAGAGAAAAGUCUUGAUGGUGAAUACGAAUUCAAAGGUUUAAUGUUCGGACGACCAUAUGUAACUAAGGGCUUUUGGAAUAUGACACUCUAUGACUAUGCUCAAACAACAAGUGUUACUCGAGUUGGUGGACCCGGUGGAAUACUGAAAGUGCGUGUCGAAAUUGAUAAAAUUGGCGAUUUAAAGUUGAAAAUUUCGGAUUUGUUCGGUGGACGCAAGAUUAUUGAAAACACAGCCGAUUUCUUCAUAAACAAUAUGUGGCGACCCGGAUUUCCAUUUGUUCGGCCGCUAAUCAACGAUUUGGUUUCAACCGCAUUCACAGAUAUCUUCAAUGAGUCAUUUAGGUACUUCCCUGUAGACGAUUACAUCAAAGAGUGAUAUUGGAAUUUUUUUUUAUUAUUUCGUGUGUGUAUAUUUUGUGUAUAUAUUGUUUAUAGAUGGUAAAUUGCGAUGUUUUUGUGUCUUUUGAAUAGAGUGUUAUUUAAAAAAAAAAGUGUGAAAUAAAUUGUUUAAGAAGAAAUUCCCAAAGUUUUUCUUUCCUCUGAAGAAUAC
Sitodiplosis mosellana (orange wheat blossom midge) is the source of this 1134-nucleotide messenger RNA. RefSeq lists its product as uncharacterized. The record is from RefSeq and is a predicted model, not a curated record. NCBI's taxonomy places the organism in Eukaryota, Metazoa, Arthropoda, Insecta, Diptera, Cecidomyiidae. Bases 127 to 960 code for a protein of 277 amino acids. The transcript has 8 exons.